Molecule: messenger RNA, 213 nt
Organism: Protopolystoma xenopodis
Lineage: Eukaryota; Metazoa; Platyhelminthes; Monogenea; Polystomatidea; Polystomatidae
Source: the annotation of a GenBank genome assembly
AUGCCUUGCGGCUUGCGCGGUCUAGCGCUUUAUCUGGCGCUGGCUCCAGCCUUGCAGGUGAAUCUUAUCUAUCGUUACAAAGCAUCCCUUCAGAUAAAUAUAUCUAAGAGCCUUCUUAUUACUACGACGCCUGGAUCGAGGUCUGCUGAUUAUGCAGGAAUUGUUAUUCUAUUGGUUUGGUUCCAACGGAACCUCUUCUUGAGAAGUCCUUAA